Messenger RNA from Podarcis lilfordi (Lilford's wall lizard), 10715 nucleotides. The record is from the annotation of a GenBank genome assembly. Lineage: Eukaryota; Metazoa; Chordata; Lepidosauria; Squamata; Lacertidae.
CACACACUCCCAACCCUCCUGGCUUCUUAUUCUUGCAGGACUAUAAAUCCAGGAUUUACAUAUUGUCUCCGAUCCCUGGCCUUGGGGGGUGUUAGUGGGCAGGCAUUGGGGGUGGGAAAGGGUAAAUAGACAACCUGUUUGCAGCUGCAUGCCAGACCCGGCAAGAGGAGAAGAGGAAGGUGGGUGGGAGAAACAGCUUCUAAAGGAGCAGGGAAAAGAUCUGCACACCAGACUUAUAAAUACAGGAACAAGAACAGUAAAAAAGAGGAACUGUAGGACAACAUGAAGGUAAUGUAGUAUCUGAGGGGAGGGUAUUUGCUUGUGUGUGGUGGUGGCUGGUGUGGAAAGCUGGGUCUAAUUUUCUUCACAGGGCUUUUCAAUAUUCCCCCUAUUAUUAGUGGCUUUUGGCCGUGAUCUACAUAAGUGUAAGAUUUCUUUAAUUCAUGGGAUUCACUGAUCAAAGACUUGCAAUGGCCUGAGAGUAAUUGUUUUUAAAAGAGGAGAGGUCUAACAAUGGUUGUUACCCAUCGUAGUACCUAGUGGAGCUUCCAGCUUCAGUGAUAGUAUAUCUCUGAAAACCAGACACUGAUGAGGGCUACUGAACUCAUGUCUUUCCUGCGUGCACCAUGGAUUAUCCAGGCUAGCUGCAGUGACAAGCAGAAUGCAGGGCUAGAGAGACUUUGUGUUUUGUUUUGUUUUAAAUGAUAUUUAUUAAAGUUUCAAAGAAAAGAUUACAUAGAUAAAAAGAAAGGAAAAAUAAAAAAAGAAAAAAGAAAAAAAUACAAAUUACAGAAAAAAGAUAAAAAAACACUUAAAAAACACAUCGAUCUUUCCAUACCUUACAUUUCAUUUCCUUACUUCCCUGACUUCCUCACACCUCCCCUUUUUGUAUUCCCGUUUACAAAAUCCUUUCAGCAAAUCCUUACCCUCUUUCAUUUAUCUUUACUCUGUAUCUUAACCUAUUAUAACUAUAUAUUUUCAUCCAUAUAAAUAUCAAUAUUUACAUAUUCUUAUUAACCUUAUUACCAAAACCACUUAUUUUCAGUCCAACAUCAUUUUAACAUUCAUUAAUUUUACAGUAUUUCUGCAAAUAGUCUUUAAACUUCUUCCAAUCUUCUUCCACCAACUCUUCUCCCUGGUCUCAGAUUCUGCCAGUCAUUUCCGCCAUAGAGAGACUUUGUGUUUGAUCCAGGAGGGCUUUUCUUGCAUUCCUAAAUCUAGUCAUUUGUUCUACAAUUGACAUUCCCCCCCCAAGCCACAGGCAUGCUUAUUCUGCUACCCAUAUGUCUAACAAUAUCUAGUGCCUGCUUUCUAAAUGGAGAAAUUCCACCGGAAUACUAGAGCUUUGAUCCAAAACAAGCAAGCGAUCUGUAUCCAGGAUGUAUGGAGUUAUGGAGGACUCAUCAAUCAAUGAUGGUGCUGGUGAUAUGUGACGCUAUUCACAUACUGUAACCAUAGUAGAGAUUGGCAAAUUAGCAGAAGCACAACUCUUUAAUUUUGACUGGAAAGGUGGGGAGACAAGGAGAGCAGGAACAGGUAAGGUUAAAUUGAAUAAGGGGGAGAAAAAGAAUGAGAGAUGCACAAGUUGUAAAAGCAGUGGCACCAUUAGCUAAUUUUAAAAUACAGAUUUAAUGAGGUCAUAUCCAGUUAAGUCAUACCAAGAGCAGACCCACUGAAAUAAAUAGACACAAGUUGCUUAAGUCCCUUGGGUCUGCUCUGAGUAUGAAUAACACUGGAUAUCACCCAAAGUACAUCUGGUUGUUUGUACAAACUUUGCAACUUUUGCAGAUUGCACAGAGAAAGCCUCCCCAGUCCCAGUGCGUGUGCAGAAGUUGUUAUAUAGGUAGCAAUUGGGAGCAAGAAUAGAAGGCAAUCAUCCCUAUUCCUCCCUCCACAAAUUCAAUGAACGUCUGAAAAAGGAGGGUAGUUUAACGCCUCUGUGGGUAUUGCAUUACCUAUAAUAUUUGCCCUACCUUCCAAAAAAGGGGGAGCUCAAGGGGGGUCGUGAAAGCUUCAGAACAAGCUAUAAAACAAAGAUUAAGCCAAGCAUUUGAAGAUUAAAAAUGUAUGUCCAUUUUAGGUUUCAGUCUGAGGGAAGAGGGAGCUGUUUCAAGCAAGAUUGGCAUGAAUGCUAACUCAGAUUUCUUUGUGGUGCGUUCUUGCUGGAUGUCAGGCUGUUGGCCAAAAACUUCAGUACAAUUCCAAGUAAAACAAAGCGGUGGCUCUCUCACUCAGAUUUUUUUGAGAGAAAUCUCAGCACAGGAUCCUCAGCAUAGGACCAAACUAGCCGACAAUCUUUCCCUGAAAUUUUGUUAGUAGUAGUUACAAGCGAAAUCUUCAACAAAAUGUCAGGAUUCCAGUGACUGUCCCAUUCACCUUAAAUAACUUUUCUGUCCUCACCCCUCACCAGAAGACAACCAGCCUCUUGUAGCCACUGAGCAAGCUCUGUCCUUGCUGGUUUGUUUCUGGAUCUUCCUCCCCUGCUUAGUUCUCCCCACUAAUUUGUUGUGAAAUUGUGUUGUGCUGUGUUCUGCAAUUUUCAGUGUUCCUCCAAGCCUGCUGAUGCUUCCCUUUUGUGAACGGGUGGUAGCCUUUUGGAUACAUAAGCAAUAACACUCACAGCUUGGAAAUAGAGAAUGAUUGAUCACAUUUUUAUCUUGCCUUUCCUUCAAUGAAUACAAGGCAGUCUACACACACACACACCACAACCACUGUAUUCUUACAACAUAGGACGUUGCCUUAUGCCAAGUCAGAUUAUUGCUCCAGCUACCCUGGAGAGCACCUCUCCACGUUUUCUGUUUUGUCCCCAGUAUGCACCAUGUUCUAAAAUACCAUGCUCUUUCUUUCUGGCUCUCCCAGGUCUCUCUGUUCCAGCCAGGCUUGCUGUUCCUCCUCCUCCUUGUUCAGUUGCCCACCUCACAAGGACAGGCCAUCAACCCUGAAGGUAAGACCUGCUGACUCUGCUAUAUGGAGCCUGCCCAAGCCCCUCAUGUUAAGUCUGCCAUUCCUAUCCCUUCCCAUUGGGGCCAUAUAGCUCAGGGCCCCUACAUGAAAAAGAUCUCAUCUUCAAUCCCUGGCAUCUUCUUGUAGACCUGGAGAAAAUGCUUUUUUCGAGGUGAGAUCUUGGCCCGAAAUCACGAGAGAGCAAGGAGCCAAUUAUGGAUACCAUGCUCUCAUAGGAAAAAACCCAGGAUGUCCCAGUUUUUCCAGGGCAUGUGACUAGAAGUUGGUCUUCAGGGUUUCAGGCAGGACUUCCUGAAGAUGUGGGUUAUUGAAAUUGGGACCUUCUGCAUGCAAAGCUGAUGCUGUUCCACUGAGCUAGAGUCUCCCCCCCCCCAAAAAAAGUUGGAUGUUUGCCUACUUCCUGGAGCUAAUGUAAUACAUUUGUAAAUAAACAGACUUUGCAAAUCAUGGCCUUACAAUCCAGUGUAAUCAAUAGACUUAGGUGUGUCUUACUCUGAGUAGCUUGCAAGUCUCCAGGAUUCUUUUCUUUACAAGGGAAUUGAUCCUGUAAAAGGUACUCCCUGAAACAUCCCCCUGCUUGGAAAAGCUGAGGGACUGAAACAACACUGUCGCACAAUCCCCACUUCCAGGAUUGGUGUGAGGUUCCGGGGAGCACAGAAAGUUUUGAUUUCCUUCCAAGAGUGUGCUUUAAACUUACAAACCCUAUUCAGCAAUUCCACUCCACAUGCGAGGAGUUAGAUGAAUGCAGUGGAGGAGCGAUGACUCUCCCACAACAUCCCUACAUUGAGCACAUACAUUUAACUUCUGUUAAAAAAAUAUAUAUAUUGCCUCCACUGCGGCAGCCCGGCAGCCACAACACUGUGAAGAUGGCCUCCCACUAGACUGUGAAGACAUAUAUGACCAAGGCUCCGAGACAGAUGGCGUGUACCUUAUUUAUCCCGCGGGCCCCAAUAUCCCGGUGCCUGUGUACUGCGAUAUGACCACCGACGAUGGAAAAUGGACGGUAACAAGAGCAAAGUGUGGGAUGGGAGGUCCACCUCAACCUGGCAGUAGGGAUCACAGGGUUGGGGUAGAUUGAUGUAGGUAGCUCAGCUGUUUCUGUGCUUACCCAGGUGUUUCACUAAAGGCACCGCAAUGAAACAAAGUUUGUGUGUGAGUUUUUGGUAAAUUAUUUCAUAUCUUUCCUCUUUUUGGCCAUUGUCUCCUCUCUCUCUCUCUCUCUCUCUCUCUCUCUCUCUCAUUCUUUGUCUGUCUUUCUCAUUUGUGAGCAUAUAUGGAUGCAUAAUUGCACUCACACACUGAAGUGCAUAGGUACAACGUUCCCUGUUUUUAGCCUUUGGAUUUUUUAAAUACCCUAGUUGAAAUUUCCUUAUGUUUCAUUUUUUAUAUUUUUUUGUGUUUCACUGUUUACAUUUUUCCACCUUCAUGAGUGUUUGGCAGCAGGAAAGGCAGGCUUUAAGUAAAGUUUUCUUUUUAAAAGACAGGAGGGAGUGAAUGUUUAUGGGAAGAAGGAAUCUUUGUUUUUGUACCUUGAAGGCACACCAUCUCCUUCAUGUCACCACCACUUUGGGAUUCCUGUUUUCCAUGGUGAUGGGAGGAACGCCGUUGGUGGCGGCGGCGGGGGGAAUGAGUGGGUACCAGUUCAUUAGAGAUUAAUGCUAUCAUUUUCCUUCCACCACAUUUUCCAGGUUUUCCAGAAACGAUUCAAUGGUUCAAUCAGUUUCUUUCGGGGAUGGAAUGACUAUCGGUUUGGCUUUGGCAGAGCAGACAGUGAAUACUGGCUGGGUAAAUAGAAAUGAGUAACGGGAAAUACCUUCUUUCUCCCCCCCUCCUUUUAAACAACAACAACAGCAACAAAACAGACAAUAUGAAUCAUUGACAACCAAAAAGUAACAUGAAUUCAGUACAAGGAGGUUUUGAUGAUAAAAUACAAAAGCCAAUUGGUCAAAAAUCAUGAGUAAAUGGAAUGGAUAUUGGGCUCAUCCACACUUACCAUUUGUCCUGCACUUUUUAGGCACUGAUCCAUGCUUUAAGGCUGAGUACUUUUCUUUCCCCAUGAAAACCUGCUCUUUUAAUACAAUUCAAGUUUUCUGUGGGUUGCAGUUUGUUCUGAUUUAGUGGUAAAGAGAAGGUUUUCAUGGGAAAAGCAUUGGGGCAAACAAGAAAACCCAACAAAACACUCUUGGACCCUUUGAAAUGUGGACCUGUGCCUAGAAACAUGGCACAAAAGAGAGUCUGAAUGAGCCCAUAAUUACGAAGUUGUCAGCGGGGUGGAAAAACUCAGCUUACAUUGCACAACAAAGCAAAUAAGAGGAAAGGGGUUCCAGCCCAUUUACAGACAAGGAUUUGCCACCUGAGUGACUGUGUUGUCACGUAGUUAAUAAAUAACCGCUAAGAACAGGUAGAGUCAGAAAGAUCAGCAUCACCUUUAGUUGCAUGAAGAUUACAAUUUCUUUGAGAUAGUGAUGAACAUAACUUUCUUGAACCAGUUAUCUAGGGUAUAACGUUUUUCCAGCCCUCUUUUUCUCUUCUCAGCAGGCCAUGGGUUUUGUCCCCCCCCCCCGCCCGCCCCCCAGCUCUUGACAAAGACAUUUUCCUUUGCCAGGACAUUCUGGAACACCAAAUGUUUGGGUUUCUUCCCUAUGCAGCUGAAACAUGUUCCUGGGCCCAGACAAUUCCAGUGUAAAAUGUGAGCAUGUUUUCAGUGUCUCUGAGCCAAGAGAUGCAGCCAAGUUCCCCUUUUCUGCCUGCCCACCACUUUUCUGUCCAAAGGCACUGGCUCAGACAAUACAUAGCUCCCAACGAAAAGAGUGGGUGGGUGUGUUGCUGUCUUUUGUUCUGUGUGUAUACAGUUUGGGUUCCUACAUAAUACUUCUUAUCUGCUCUAUGGCCCAGGGCUGCAAAAUAUCCACCUCCUGACCUUGAAGCAGAAGUAUGAACUACGUGUGGAGCUGGAGGACUUUGAGAACAGUACGGUCUUUGCCAGAUAUACGGACUUCUCACUGUCGCCACACGCUAUCAGUGCAGAAGAGGAUGGCUACACACUGCAUGUGUCUGGCUUUAUUGAUGGGGGAGCAGGUGAGGGGCUGUGAGUGCCAAGUUACUAGUCAUCCCUUUCUACUGUUACUUCAGCCCCCCACCCCAUACCCAGGAUUGGGUAGGGUGCUAGCUCCUAACACAUUGGCUCUAUCCCCUGAAAUAGAUCCUUCAACUACAAUAGCAAGGGUGGAGAGCUUCAGGCCCUCAAAAUGUUGUUGGAUUUCAAAUUCCAUCAGUCUUAGCCAGCAUGGACAAUAGUCAGGGAUAUGUGGAGUUGGAGUGCAGCACUGAGGAACAUGUGGAGGAACCUCUAUAUGUUGGACUCCUAACUUCCAUCUGCCCCAGCCAGUAUAGCGGAUGGGGGUCCAGGAACAGACUCCCUGCUACUGUUAUAGAGAGUCCUGAAGUGACCUCCAGUCCCAUCCAACACCACAUAAUCCAGAAGUCCUGGUUCUGAGUCACAUAAGGACAAUGCAUUGGAUCAAACUCCCCUCCCAGGGUUUGGUUCUUAACUUUGGGAAAAUUUUCUGUACAUCAGUGUGGUUAAGUAUAAUUGCCCCGAAACUCAGAUCACAAGAAAGUCCACUCUUUGGAAAGCAUGCCAACAGCCAGUUGUAUCAAGCUAGGCACCUAGCUGCAAGUGAAUCUACUCUAAAGUAAGCACACUACUCCAGCUUUUUAUUGCAGCAGGCUUCGUGGCAGGUACCUAACCUCAGAUGUUGCAGAGCUACAGCUCCCAUCAUCCUUGACCGCUGGCCUUCACAAUGAGCUUGUGGGAGUCUAAUAAUAUCUGAGGUGCCACAGAUUACCCACCCUUUCUUUAUGGAAUCCACAUUUUUGUCACACCAUUGUCUUUGUGCUCCCACCAGGUGACUCAUUGACCUACCACAACGGCCAGAAGUUCUCCACGUUCGACCGGGACCAAGACCUUUUUGUGCAGAACUGUGCGGCGCUGUCUUCGGGUGCCUGGUGGUUCAAGAGCUGUCAUGUUUCCAACCUGAAUGGCUUCUACCUUGGCGGGGCCCACCUCUCCUAUGCAAGUGGCAUUAACUGGGCCCAGUGGAAGGGCUUCUACUAUUCCCUCAAGAGAAGUGAGAUGAAAAUACGCCGUGUCUGAGAGACGGGGUGGCCUCUCCCAUUCCUCCUUUCCAGUGGCCUUCCGAAGAUGAAUUUCCAUUGAAACAAACAAAACCUAUAUUGUGGAUAAGGUUGUGGAACUGGGAUUGAGCAGGUGGGGACUAGGGCUGUGAUGGAACUAAAGCCAUUGCCAACACAAACAAAUUUUGCCUUGUCUUAAACUUGUGCUGUGCUGAAAUCUGUCUUCUAAUUCCUUGAAAAUUUUCUUUCCCAAAGAAAGAUGCUUGAUUUUUCUGCCUCUUUCUCAGUGUACUUCAGAAAGUAUUUGCAGUUACAGGGAGUUGGGGUUGAGCUUACUUACUUUAUCAUUCAUUGCAAAGGUGGCCAGUAGUGGUGGGGGCUUUUUGGUGUCAAUCAAUUUCUCCAGCACUCUGUGGCCCUCUUGCCUGUCUGUGCUUCCUGAUCUGAAAAAGCCACAUGGGAGGAGUUAUCUCAUGAUUUCUUUCCUUGGGCUUCAGUCGAACUGGAGGAAGCUGAGGAGGUUGCCUACCAACUGCAUGAAACUGGUCUUUCCUUUUACCUUAAAAUCAAAACACAACGCCACAACAUCCACACAAGGAUCACUUUAAAAAUAAAAGAAGAUGUUACUUUAAAAACAUCAACCGUCAGGCAGCUAUCGUGGGCAUGGUAGGCAACCUCCGCAAUUUCUAGUGCUUUCAGGAAACCUCACCCAAGGAAGUCAUGAGAUGCUCAGGAAGUACAGACUACAGAUUGCAGACACCAGAGGGAUGUUUUGUAGAAAAGGAAGAAAUAGGCCAUGUCAAAAGUCAUGUGAGUGCAACAAAACUCCCACACCACACUAAUAAAGAUUUCACCCAAAGUCUGAUCAUUUUCAAAUGCAAUUUCUUUUUACAAAAAACAGACAAUCAUUUUAAAAAGAGCUCUCUCUUUUUUGCACAUCAUUGUUUCAAACCUGUUUAGCUGCCAUGACUACAAAGCAAUGCUCUGGAUAAUUCCUUAAGGAAGGUUUUCUAAUACUCUCAGAAAAUGAUUCUCAGAGCUCUUUGGGAAACAGUGAAGCUACUCUGAAACUCACAAGUGCACAAGAGAGACAUAUCUAAAUCUGCUAAGGGGAAGAGAUGAUCUUCAUGUUGUUUGAGGCCAGGAUUGAGAGUCUGCAGCACAGAUGACUGGAUUAGCAUUCAAACCAAGAGUGAUAAAAUGAUGGGAAGAGGGGAAGAACACAGGCAAAAGCACCCCAACCAGUUUUCCAAGUUUAAGAAUAAUUAUAAUCCUUUGUACCCCUUUGGUUUAUACUUUGAAAUAAAGCCACAUUCUCUGAAACUGAGACAGUGAUACAACUGUAAUGCGGGGGGAGCUUUUUUGAGGCCAGGAGUGAAAAAUCUGUAGCCUUCCAGAUGUCACCCCUGAUUGUUGGCCAUACUGAUGGGAGUUAGUACAGCAACAUCUGGAGAGUGACAGGUUCCCCUCCCCAAGUUUAGGUAAUUUGUUAUUUCUUUACUGGUCAACUUCCCUGCACCGAGAAAAAGAGUAUUAGUUCUUCAAAAUGUGUGCUUCUUUUGACAUCUGGCUGGCCUGAGUAACCAUCCAAACUGCAAAGCAAACUUAGAAGAUGGAAAUGAAGACUAAACACUGCUUUCCCCAGCCUUCUCGUGUCCUGCCAAUAAGCUUGUUUUGACUCCAGGCUGUUCACAUCUGGAUUUCGUCCCCUGCAAUUAAGGCAAAAGUCACCUGAGGCUACAGCAUUGUGAUGGCUGAGAACCAGGAUAUAUGGUGUUCUUUUUGUGUUCUCAUAAAACUGGUUGUGUUUUGGGUGUGUGUAGCGGGGUGGGCGGGGGAGGAAACGGUGGUGGAAAGACCUACCACAAAGGUUUGGAUCCUGAGCUGCAGUCUGAGCAAGAAGGGGGCAGAAAAACCACACACACAGCCAAGCCAGGUAAAAUAAAUAAAUGUAUUUCCUGAAACAAGAGCCAAGAGAGGCUGGGUGGGCAGGGACAAGUAAUAAGCAGCCCCCAAAGCCAAGGCACUUGGAUAUAAUGCCGGGAAUAUAGAGUAUAUCUGACAAUGAAUUUGCUUUCCUAAAAAGUGUUGCGUCAGAACAUCAAGUUUCUAGGCACUUCAGAAUACACUAUGGAGAAUCAGUGGGAAGGUUUCCCUGAGGAUAAUGAGAGACGCUUUAUUCCCAUGAACAAGUGCAAAUUUCCCAGCAGCCUUUGCUGUUCAAUAGAAUCGGGAACUGCAUCCCUCACUCACCUGACAUUGCAUACCUGAGAGACUGAAUCAGCAGGGUGCUGAAACUGAUUAACCCCCCAUGAACAUGGUAACAGCUGAAAGGUUUUGACCUCCUGAAAUAAAUUGCAGGGAGAGGGUGCAGCUUAACUACAUCAAGAAGAAAAUAACUCCUUUCCAUUCCCCGACUUCACACUAGAGGCUAAAGUGAGGGCUCACUUUUCAAUAUGUGAGCUUUAAAGAGGGGGCAGUAAUGUUUCUCCCAGGAUGCCCUUCUAGGAUGCCACCAGGCUGCUCCCUAGCUUGUGUUGCUGGUGCUACAGAUAGGCUAAGGAAAAAAUAGGAGGGUCCGAUUUCCUCGUCCCCUCCACUCUGCUUAUUAUCUCAGCAUAGGUGUUGGGGGCAAAAGUAACCUGCAAAAGGGUCCAUGAUACUCCAGAGGCCCCCUGUUCUGCAUUACCUGUCCUGGACACUGAAGGAAGCUGGAAAUGGACACAGAAGGAAGCACUGCUCCCUUACCUACCACUAGAGAGAAUGCAAUCACCCUAGCAUCAGAAGGCCGCAUUACUAGGCCUCAAGUCAUCACUAGUGUGUCACCUCUCCAUGUUGAUGAACACUAAGGGCAUGCUAUUUUGCUAUCCCUUAACCAGCCACGAGAGGGAGAGGGAAAACAGUUCUUAAUGUGUUUUACAGGACAGUAUGUAAGAUCCAUUCCCCUGCUGCCAUCCACACCCUUGGAGAUAUGCCUGAAUGAGAAAAGGAGAGGUGUGCAGGCUACAAUGAUCUGCCACUUGUUUGCAGCGGAAGCUGUAGGUCACAGGACUGCCUCUUUGUCAACCCUAAGGUGAGUUCCGUGACCCAAUGAGGCACAUUUCGUCUGAGAGGCUGGUCUCCUCUUCACCCUCAGGGUCGUCUUCACUCACAUUCUUGGCCUCCUGGGUCUUCCUCUCCCCGAUGCUGCUCCCCACGCCAGCCCCAACCCCACCCCCAAUGACCGCAAAGGUGCUUGCGCCAGCCAUGGUCCCAAUGGCAAACGUAGCGGCAGUGCCAGUGCUCAGCGCAAUGGCUUCUGCGGCCAACACGGCAGCUGCCACGCCAGCCCCGAUGGCUCCACCAGCUAACCCCACAGCACCCACGCCAAUUGCCACCCCAGCUUUGAGGGCAUGGGACUUGUAGCGACGGUGGUAGCGCUCCUUAAAAAUUUGAGCUUCGUGCUUCAGGUGGUCUUCCAGUGACAAGAUGGACUCUGUCCGGCCCGGUUCAUCACCCUGCAGAGACUCCUCACACCGCCGCAUUAAUUCGCACUGCUUGCUCAGAAGGCGCCGCGUCAUGGAUUUGGGAGUCACUUGCAGGCCAGCAAUCAUGGGACGACAGAGCUCGUCCUG